AUGGUUGAGGAAUUGAAGAAACUAACGAGGCAGCGUGGAUCCUGUAGAGGUCAAUUAACGCGCUUAUACAAUAGCAUGCUCACUGCCACAGAUUUGAACACACAGACGAUAGACUAUCGUAUAGAGAAACUAGAAGAUAUUAUUAAGGGAUUCUCUGACAUUCAAUUUCAAAUAGAGUCACUAGAAGACAACGACGAGAAUGAAACUAUACGCGCGGAGGUUGAAGAAACAUACUAUAAAUGUAAAGACUACAUGAUAUCGUGCAGACAGAAACUAGAGGUAGCGGCAACUGACAGAACUGCAGCAAACAAUAUUUCUCCAUCUCCGUCCAUAGUUAACGUCAAAUCAAUAUUACCAAAAAUACAAAUAAAGCCUUUCGAUGGUAGUUAUGUAGAGUGGAAUAGUUUCUUCGACAUGUUCAAAGGUUUAGUACACGAAAACGAGUCGCUGCCGACAGUUCACAAAUUCCAUUUGUUAAAAUCUUAUUUACGGGGCGACGCGGCCACAGUUAUAGAAGCAUUAAACGCCACGGAAGACAAUUAUUCCGUGGCGUGGAAUCUGUUACAAAAAAGAUUUGACAAUCCGCGCAAAACGGUACAGGCACAUGUCCGCGCACUUUUCGAACUACCCGAAGUCAGUCGUGGUUGCCCAUCAGCUCUGCGUGUUCUGGCUGAUCGAGUUGAAAUGCACAUCAACGCCUUAAGGUCGCUGGACCAAACCAUUGGUUGUCAUGAAAUGUUUAUUUACGUUGUUACUUCAAAGAUAGACAAAAUAACGCGAAUUCAUUGGGAGCGUACGAUAGAGGAUGGG
Messenger RNA from Megalopta genalis, 810 nucleotides. RefSeq lists its product as uncharacterized. The record is from RefSeq and is a predicted model, not a curated record. Lineage: Eukaryota; Metazoa; Arthropoda; Insecta; Hymenoptera; Halictidae.